Messenger RNA from Epithele typhae, 1251 nucleotides. RefSeq lists its product as uncharacterized. The transcript has a single exon. The record is from RefSeq and is a predicted model, not a curated record. NCBI's taxonomy places the organism in Eukaryota, Fungi, Basidiomycota, Agaricomycetes, Polyporales, Epitheliaceae. Bases 1 to 1251 code for a protein of 416 amino acids.
AUGUCUUCUUCCCUCACGUCCGCACCGUUCGCUUCGUCUGCACUCCUCGGCUUCGUCGGCGGUGAUCAGACUGCGACUGCUCUCUACCUCACUCACAUCGCUGGACGUCAGCGGAUCCCGACUCUUGUCAACUCCCCCGGAUCCUACUUCGCCGCCCGCGCUCUCGCCGUCCUCCACAAGGCCCGCGUCUGGGAUGGCCUCCAUCCCGGUGUCAGUGUGGACCCCUGUUCUCUUGCCAGCCCCAGCACUACUCCGGGCCCCAAGUUCAUUGCCAGCGUCUCUGGCACCAUCCUCGACUCGACAGGCCCCAUCGCCCAGGAGCUGCUCGAACACACCAGAUCUCUCUCCGCCCAGACAGUUUCCGGUCGCCGCACCACGCCACUCGCCGUGACCAUCGUCGAACUACCCGACGCCCCCCACUCCGAGCUGCACCCCACCGCCAGAAUAUCCGCUCCAGUCUUCCUCCCCAUACUCGCGAGCGCUGCUGCAGCGACCUUCUGCGGCCUAACCAGCGACUACACCACCCUCGCUGCCAUCGCGUUCGGCAUGCUCUGCAGCGCCGGCGCCUCGCGCGCCCUCCACGCCGGAGACCUCACCUUCACCCGCCCGCUCUCUACCCCCGGCGCGACCGUCGGCGACGGCUACCUCGAGACCGGGAACGAGUUCAUCGUCCUCCGCGGCUCCGAGACCGCCGUCGCCGCCGUCACCCGCGGGCAGAUGACCCUCCGCUUCCGCUCCGAGUGCACCCACCGCUCCCUCGCGUUCGCCGCGCUUCUCCUGGGCACCCAAUGCGUCGCGCAACUCCUCCUCCUCCCGCUCGGCACCCUCCUCGGCCAGCUCGCCUUCCUGCUCGCCACCGCCGCCGCCUGGCUCUACCACGCGCACGUCGCCCGCCAGGCGCCCGCCGCCUGGCGCCGCCUCGUGCUCGAGGACGUGCUCUCCGCGCCGGCGAUGGCCCGCUACAGCGUCGGCACGCGCACCGCCGCCGCGGUCGUGCUCAUGCGCCUCCUCCGCCCCGCGGACGUCGAGGAGCAGCUCGCCCGCCUCCUGCCCAACAACACGCCCGUCUGGAAGCUCUGGCGCGAGACCGUCGCGCAGCGCCUCCGGAGCGGGAAGCCGGCCUUUGUCGGCGCGGACGUGCCCGUGCCCGUGCCCGCGACGUUCGACAUGAACGAGCGGAGGCUGUUCCACACGCUGCUCGCCGACGCGCAGUGCGCGGUGGACGCCUUCAGCGGCUCGUACAAGCUGUGA